AUGAAACAUCCAACGGCGGGGGGAACCGUUGGAUGUGCCGAUACGACCACGACACAUCGUCAUGGCCCUAUCGCGUGGAUCGGGACGGUGGAUCACAGCGGAGGAAUGGACAGUAUUGUGAAUUCGCCGACGAGUCGUGUGAGCUUUGAAGAACUUCUGAGCGAUCAUCAAAACAAUCUGACAGUAUUCAAUUCUUAUUUGAAUACGAUGUUUGUGAGAUAUGAACGAAAGCAGGACCGUCACUCAGCAAGCUUCAAGAUGGUGAUUGAACUUGUUGUGAUGAUCGAGGACACCAUAGGCGGAAAGGUUGAGCGCUACAGGUGGAAGGACGGUAUUUCACUGACCUGA
This is a messenger RNA of Anisakis simplex (herring worm), 348 nucleotides long. Lineage: Eukaryota; Metazoa; Nematoda; Chromadorea; Rhabditida; Anisakidae. The record is from the annotation of a GenBank genome assembly.